AUGUAUCCUAUCAGAAUGCUUGAAACCGAAGAAGCUCUUCGCAUCAGAGGCAGAAUAAUAAAAACAAUCCCAUGGAUGCAAGCUGGUUGUCUUUUGCAAUCAGUUGAGAAAGAUGAAGAAGCUCUUAAUAAAAUUGAUCAAUUGGCACAUCAGAUCAUGCCAGAUGUCCUCUCGAAGCCAUUAUGCAAACUUCAUGAUCAGAUAUAUGCUUGUUUGUAUUUUUACUUUUUGUACAUAAGUCCAACAAUCUAUGCUGCGUGCUUAGAUAAGACAACAGAAGAUUAUGUAAAGUAUUUGGAAUCUAUACCUGAUUAUAUAGAACCUUAUAUUGAAAAACUCAAAGACGACACGGAAUCAAUGAGUCGUUGGAGAAAUUUUUAUUCAUUUAUCAAAAAUCACUUUUCUAUAUGUGAUGGAAUAGCGAAGCGUUGCAAUGAGAGAAUACUUCAAAUGGAUCGAAUAUUUUAUGAAGAUUUUGUUUUAUUUCUUGAAUCUCUUGAUAACAUCUUUAAUCAAAUUAAAGAUUUAACAGUCAAAUAUUACAAGUACCUCGAUGAGCAUGAGACAGCAUUGAACUAUGAUAAAAUUUUUGAAUUGCCCAAAAAUCAAAUACAUGAUCCUCCAAAAUGCAGAGAAGAUUGCUAUAAAAAGUUAAACUAA
Messenger RNA from Trichomonas vaginalis G3, 660 nucleotides. RefSeq lists its product as uncharacterized. The record is from RefSeq and is a predicted model, not a curated record. The transcript has a single exon. Bases 1 to 660 code for a protein of 219 amino acids. Lineage: Eukaryota; Parabasalia; Trichomonadida; Trichomonadidae.